UCACGGUCUGACAUCCUUAAACAACCGACAAUAUGUGCCCAAACGUAGCAAAACGUAUAGGCGCUGCUACCUAUACCACCGUAGCAUUCUCUCUUAUCCCUACCGUUCUCGGAACCAACGGAAGACCAUCACAAGAUUGCUCCUCUGAGCCAUCAGAGGAGUAUGAUAAAGGUCUACAUAUAGCGGCAAUCUUCAUUGUAUUAGUAUCUUCUGCAUUAGGCAUCACUCUACCGAUUUUAACGAAAGGUUUGGCAUCUACAAGAACACGAGCAAAGAGGGUAUGGGAUGAAGCUGUCUUUAUCUCAAGAUAUUUCGGUACAGGUGUAAUUAUUGCAACGGCUUUCGUACACUUGCUUUUUGAGGCGUUCCAGCAGCUUGAGACAGAUUGUAUCGAUUUAGCCUACGAUCCAACAGCUCCUGCUAUUGCUAUGGCUUCUCUAUUUGUCAUAUUCGUCAUAGAUUUGGCCGUAGCUAGAACACUCAGAAAGCGCAAGAAACAAAUGAAACUCCUGGCCGGUGUAGAUGCUACACAGAUCAACGAUCUAAAGGCAUCACAGGAGAGUACACCUGAAGAUCCUCAAAUGCACGAUGAAAUUCAGGAGAAGAUUAAUCAAGUUGAGGCCCUAGUAAAUAGAGAGAAGUAUCUUGAUGUACUCAUCAUUGAAGGUGGUAUAGUUUUCCACUCUGUCAUGGUUGGAUUAGGUCUCGGUGUUACUUCCGGUGCAGGAUUCGCCCCUUACUUGAUUGCGAUUGUCUUCCAUCAAAUGUGUGACGGUUUCGCUAUUGGUACGCGUAUUGCCGAUGUAAAGUUCACAAGCAAGAAAUACCUUCGCUUAACACUCAUGUGUUCUGUAUACUCCUUUAUUACACCAUUCGGUAUUGCAUUGGGUGUCAUUUGCUACUCAUUCUUUAAUGCAAACUCUCCACCAACGAUUCUUGCGAUUGGUAUCUUGGAUUCCAUUUCAGCUGGACUGCUUAUCUAUGGAGCAACGGUUGAUCUCUUAGCGAAAGAUUUCUUCAUGGGCGACGGUGGAUUAGCUGAUGCUUCAGAUAAGAGAGCUGCUGGUGCCAUUUUGUCAAUGCUUUUAGGUGCAAUGGUCAUGUCUAUCUUGGGACAAUGGGCUUGAUCGAUCCCUCUUAACGAUUUUUGGAUGCUAUGUAAAAAUUUUCAACUUAUUCGAAAUUUCCCACAUACAUAAGAACAGUUAUAGAUUUUAUCAGUUAGAAAAUGAACAGUAUAUUUAUAAUAUUCCAAAGAAAGUUUUAUUUCAAUAACCUGAGCUUAUCUCAAGUCAAAAAUGUAUCAACGUAAUAAAGAUGUUAUUUUAUGCACAAAUUUAUUACUUACAGAGCAACCAAGGUUGAUCAAACCGUUUUGUUCAACCUAAGGUAGAGUGUUAGCGAGGCGUAGACAUUAGGAAGUAGAGUAGUUACAUUUUCGCAACAAACUGGGGUAACCUUGCACAUAUCUUGCAAAGCAACACCGAUGAUUGGAAUUUGUGAACAUUCAAUACCAAGUUGACCGACGACAUCGCUGGAAGAGAUAUCAAUACCUAUGUAAAAAGAAGACAUACAACUCACUUGAGUCCAAUCAAGUCCUUCUCUUCAGCUGUUGCUUCUUCGUAAUCCUUGAGGAUGUUGCUUGUGUAUGAGAUUAGUAAAACACGCGAUAUUUUAUAGAAAGGGCCUACCAGCACUAUCAGAAGACAUUAGUAUAGCUUAUAAUCUAUAGGUUGACACUCACUUUGACAUCACCGACGUUACAUGAACCUUUGCCGUCAGUUCUCUUGAAG
Molecule: messenger RNA, 1793 nt
Organism: Wallemia mellicola CBS 633.66
Lineage: Eukaryota; Fungi; Basidiomycota; Wallemiomycetes; Wallemiales; Wallemiaceae
Product: Zinc/iron permease
Exons: 7
Coding region: 33-1127 (364 amino acids)
Biological process (GO): zinc ion transmembrane transport
Cellular component (GO): plasma membrane
Molecular function (GO): zinc ion transmembrane transporter activity
Source: RefSeq, a predicted model, not a curated record